AACAUGCUCAGCCCAGACCCCAAGAACCAGCUGUUCUUCUCCGUGCCGCCGGCCGCCUCCUGGGCCCAGCUGGCCGAGGUGCUGAGCUGGCAGUUCUCAGCCGCCACCGAGCGCGGGCUGGACAAGGAGCAGCUGCGCAUGCUGGCGGAAAAGCUCUUUGGGCCGGAAGCCACCCCCGCCAGCACUCUGACCUGGGCCAAGUUCGCCAAGGACAACCCGCCCAUCUUCUCCUUCUGGACCUGGCUGGACGGGAUCCUGAGCCUGAUCCGAGACCACCUGGCCCAGCUCUGGAAGGACGGGCACAUCAUGGGCUUCGUGAGCCGCAAGCGGGAGCGGCAGCUGCUGAAGAGAAAGCAGAUGGGCACCUUCCUGCUGCGCUUCAGCGAGAGCAGCCGCGAGGGCGGCAUUACCUGCAGCUGGGUGGAGCCCGGGGAGAAAGGUCAGCCCAAGGUCCGUUCCGUGGAGCCCUACACCAGGACGGAGCUGACGUCGCUGCCGCUGCCUGACAUCAUCCACGACUACCAGCUGGUGGCCGCCGAGAACAUCCCCGAGAACCCCCUCAAGUUCCUGUACCCCGGCACGCCCCGGGACGAGGCCUUCGGGAAGUACUACACCGAGAGGAGGGAAG
Messenger RNA from Terrapene triunguis (Three-toed box turtle), 628 nucleotides. Its product is annotated as signal transducer and activator of transcription 1-alpha/beta-like. The transcript has 6 exons. The record is from RefSeq and is a predicted model, not a curated record. The annotation marks the transcript as partial. Gene Ontology annotation, biological process: defense response; type I interferon-mediated signaling pathway; cell surface receptor signaling pathway via JAK-STAT. Gene Ontology annotation, molecular function: RNA polymerase II cis-regulatory region sequence-specific DNA binding; DNA-binding transcription factor activity, RNA polymerase II-specific. Lineage: Eukaryota; Metazoa; Chordata; Testudines; Emydidae.